Molecule: messenger RNA, 1173 nt
Organism: Suillus paluster
Lineage: Eukaryota; Fungi; Basidiomycota; Agaricomycetes; Boletales; Suillaceae
Product: major facilitator superfamily domain-containing protein
Exons: 12
Coding region: 1-1173 (390 amino acids)
Biological process (GO): transmembrane transport
Cellular component (GO): membrane
Molecular function (GO): transmembrane transporter activity
Source: RefSeq, a predicted model, not a curated record
AUGACAUCCUCCCUGUUAUUUUCGGCUGUUACUAUUGGGUUUGGGGUCGGUACCAUCCUGCUUGAACGAAUCAUCAAGUUCCUAGGUCGAUUUUACCUAUCUUUGGAUCACAAGACUUAUCUCCCUGCCGUUCCGUUUUUUCAUCCCCUGUUCACGACCAAUGUUUCGGCAGCUUUCCCUUGCGGCGUUGGAUAUUCCCCCGCAAAAGCACGAUUUUCCUUGCUUGUCCUUGGAGGUCUCCUUCAUCCUCUGUUCUUUAUUAUAAUGGGCACUGCUCGUAAUUAUCCAUCGUUACUUUUGGCAUAUGGUAUGUCUGCGUUAGCCCGCUCUUUCUGGACUGCGUCGCGCUGUGAUAUUUUUCAGUCAUUAAUAAGUUGCAGCAAUUUUUACGUCGUGUCCACACCCAAGAAGCCCCUUGGGGUUUUGCUAGGAUGUUGGUGCUUCGGGUCAUUUUUAGCCCCUCUGGUGUGCCAAACGCUUAUGGCAAAGGGGAUUCCCUGGAGACAUUUUUAUCUUGGCUCCUUGGUUGUUUCUGCAAUGGCUUUGAGCUCAAUCAUCUUUGCUUUUCGUCCGACGCGCAACGAAGAUUUCUCUGCCCGCCAUAUCGAUGUCACGUUCGCACCUAAUAGUAUGGUCACUGUCGUUGCAACUCUCCUCCUGGCUUUGUCGAUGCCGUAUCAGUGGGCCUUUUCAUUAUUCGCUUUUAUUUACAGCGGCAGUGAGACCACUUUUCAAGGAUUUAUCGUUACCUAUCUCCUUGCCAAGCGGCAUUCUAAUCCGGACACUGUCGGGUAUGUCAGCAGCGGCUUUUGGGGAGGCAUGGCAGCAGGCAGAAUUUUGUGGGGCUAUUAUUGCGUUGCGCUCUCCAUGACCAUCCUGAUUUGGCUUCUGUCAUCCGCCGUGAUGGGUUUGAUGUAUGGACCUAUGUUCCCCGGGACGCUGGGCCUUUGUAAUGAUGUCCUGCCGAGAGACGUACACAUGGUUUCAAUGGCUAUCCUUAAUGCCGUUGCUAGCGCAGGCAGUGCCCUACUCCCCCUUUUGACUGGUUUACUUUCGAACAUAGACGGCAUGAGAGUCUUCUGCUAUGUGACGGUCUCGCAAACUGCAGCUAUGUGCCUCCUUUGGCUCUUCUUCCCCUCGUCUCCACCUGUGCGCGUUUCAAGUCCCGCUUGA